CUUAAAUAUGGGGAUGCAUUAUCGCUAACCAUACGUCUACAGCACACAAUGCCUUUCCAUAAGGGAGACAAAAGUGGUCAUUUCGAUGCCAGCCAAAACACAUUUAAUCUGCAAGAUCCGGGUUUUGGACCAAGUGAAGGUGUUUACAAUAAUCGCAUGGAUCCUCGAUAUGGCAAUAUGAAUCCAAACUAUUAUGGUGGUGUGCCUGGAGGAAAUGGAAGGUAUGGACAAGGUUUCUAUAAUCAACAACCUGGCUCUCAAGGCUGGAAUAUGGGAAGACGACAUUUUAAUGGCUCAGAUUCGGAUGACUCUGACAUUGACAAACGCAAUUACAGAGGUUUAGGGCCGGGUUGCAAUCGGGGACGACAUGGUUCACACUCAAAUCGGCGUGGUCAUUCUAGUGAUCGUGGUUCAAGCUCAGAUGAAGGAAGGCGUAACAGACAAUGGCGCUAGAGAAAUUUUGUUGGUGUUCAUCUGGUCCGUAUUCUUCUGAACAUUUGUCACUAAUGAUGCAGACAAGUGUGAACACAUGCUUGACCGGGAAAACGUUGAAAUCCUAGUUCGAGGCAACAUAUAAAAUGUCGAAAAGGUUUUUGAAAGCUCUACAUCCUGGCCGGUCAGUAAACAUAUUAAAAUAGACUUAAAUUAUCAAUUAGUUAGAAACAUCAUAAGCAGUUAUAUUGAGAAUAAGAGAGGAGAGGGUCAAAAGAGACGGAAAUCAAUAUAAAUAUGCAGAUAAUCACAGGACUAUUGUUAACAAAAACCAAUCAAACUUAAUGUUGACAACUUGAAAAUAGAGGAACUCUAUUAGCUUACUUUUAUC
This is a messenger RNA of Schistosoma curassoni, 823 nucleotides long. The record is from the annotation of a GenBank genome assembly. Lineage: Eukaryota; Metazoa; Platyhelminthes; Trematoda; Strigeidida; Schistosomatidae.